Molecule: messenger RNA, 2014 nt
Organism: Gekko japonicus
Lineage: Eukaryota; Metazoa; Chordata; Lepidosauria; Squamata; Gekkonidae
Gene: PTPN18
Product: protein tyrosine phosphatase, non-receptor type 18
Exons: 17
Coding region: 34-1641 (535 amino acids)
Biological process (GO): peptidyl-tyrosine dephosphorylation
Cellular component (GO): nucleus; cytoplasm
Molecular function (GO): non-membrane spanning protein tyrosine phosphatase activity
Source: RefSeq, a predicted model, not a curated record
AGCUGGUCGGUCCCUCUCUCCCCAGCAGAAGGGAUGAGCCGCUGUGCAGAGAAUCUGAGGGCCUUCCUAGCCCAGGUGGAGGCCAAAGCUGGGCAGGAGAAAGGGCAGCUGGCGGAGGAAUUCCAGGAAAUCAAAGCCCGGGCGACGGCGUUUCGGCAACAGCAGAGCAUUUCGACAGAGGCCGGGGGCAGCAAGGAGAACCUCAAGAAGAACCGUUACAAGGAUAUAUUGCCAUACGAUCAGACCAGAGUUGUUCUGAAUUUGUUGACGGAGGAAGGACAGACGGAUUAUAUCAAUGCCAACUUCAUCCAGGGUGUGGAUAACAAGAGAUGCUACAUCGCAACACAAGGACCUCUUCAGCUCACAGUGUUUGACUUCUGGCGUAUGGUUUGGCAAUACAAGGUCAAGGUGAUUGUCAUGGCCUGCCGGGAAGUGGAAAUGGGCAAGAAAAAAUGCGAGCGUUACUGGCCUUUGGCGGAGGAGACUUUGCACUUUGGACCCUUCUCCAUAGCACAGGCUAAAGAACAGGAACUCAAUCCGGACGUCAUUCUGCGGAUGCUUACUGUGACCUUCCAGAAGGAGGAACGGACGAUCUCUCAUUUCCAGUACGUGGCUUGGCCAGACCGGGGCAUCCCCGACACCUACGGCUACUUCCUUAACAUGAUUGAGCAAGUAAGGUGCAAGCAGGGCGAGGACAGCGUUCCCAUCAUUGUGCACUGCAGCGCCGGCUGUGGCCGGACGGGUGUGAUCUGCACGUUGGACUACAUCCGGCAGCUGCUGCUGAAACAGAGAAUCCCUCCACACUUCAGCAUUUUUGAUGUCGUCCUAGAAAUGAGGAAGCAGCGGCCGGCUGCGGUUCAGACCCAGGAGCAGUACGAGUUUGUAUAUCGUGCGGUCAUAGAAAUGUUCCGGGCCACCUUGGGCAUCUCCGUCCCGAACUACGAAAACCUCAAGGAGAACCGUCUUCCUCUGUAUGACGACGCCCUCUCCUUCCGACACCCGGCGGUGCCCCUGCUCAAACGAAACACUAUCCUACGGAGUAUUUCCGUGCCCACCGAUCCCACCCCUGCCGCCCUUCCGGAACUGCCACCCAAGAUGGGGGAUACCUACGCGGUAGUGAACAAGUUCCGACGGAGUGGAGGAGUGGCUUCUCCUGCCGGCGAGGCCCGGCAAGGCGGAGAUGCAACCCUGUACACUUCAGUGAAGCCUCGGCCCAACAACACCCCCGACACCUCAGCGAUCGACCCGAAUGCCUUCGUGGGAUUGCAAGCCAGCCAUUCGCUGCCUGGAAGCCCCGUAAGAAGGCCGCCUCCCAGUUCAGCCUGUGAAUACGCCACGGUUAACACACCUGCUCCAGCCGACGUCCCCCCCAGAGCUACCACUUCCCCAUCUCAUUCUAACGGACUUGGCAAAACCUUCCUGCGGAACUUGAUGCCCCCAGUUUUUACCUCAUCACCUGGGAAGAAAGCUCUGACGUCACCCCGGAAUAUCCCCUCACAGGCAUAUGAAGAUUUAGGCGAUCCUGUUUCCCGGAACACCCCAAGCACGGUGGGCUCUUCCGCCAAUCCAAUGGGGUUCAACUUCCGCAUCGGAAAGCCAAAGGGACCGAGAGACCCCCCCGCCGAGUGGACCAGGGUAUAAGCGGCACUCAAAGAGGGGGGGAAAGAUGGACGCUGCUUCUGCCAUGGAGCUGAACAGAGUGGACUGAACUGCCGCCACAUUUACCCCUACAGUAGGGAGUGGAUGUACAAUCAGCGAAUCGCCCCGGGGGGCCGCCACCGCCGCUUUGGUAGGCUCGGCAGCUGGGAAGCGAGAAAGCCGGAAGUGUGAAACGGGGAAUUCUUCGACCAAAUAAAUCCAGAUUUUUUUUCCCAACUGGGAUUUGGGGGGGGGGGAAUGGGAGCGGUCUGUCCCACUUCAGCAGGUCUCGAGUGGUUCUGGGGCCCAAGUACGAGAUUACCCUUGGAUAUUUUAGCCGGCAAACACUGAAAACCCAAUACCUGAAAAUGCCCGU